Molecule: messenger RNA, 2600 nt
Organism: Aureobasidium pullulans EXF-150
Lineage: Eukaryota; Fungi; Ascomycota; Dothideomycetes; Dothideales; Saccotheciaceae
Product: kinase-like protein
Exons: 2
Coding region: 229-2352 (707 amino acids)
Biological process (GO): protein phosphorylation
Molecular function (GO): ATP binding; protein kinase activity
Source: RefSeq, a predicted model, not a curated record
UCGCUCAGUAUAUCACCACCUAUCUACUAUCUCGACGGAAUGUCAUAAAUACUGGUUGCUAGAUAUGCACGUGUUGGUUGCCGCUGCCUGAAAUUGGAAGAAUCCGGAAGAACGUCAAAGACACAUCAAGCAACAACACAAUCGCUUUCUUCAGCCAAGCCUGAUACAUACAAUGUUCAACUUCUGGUUACGGAAACAGAAAAUUAGAAUUGAUCUGGAAACAACGUAAUGUCGUCGUUCUUCAGAUCUGCCGCCGACAUCAGUUCAUCACGCGAAGACAGCAGCACUUCAGAUGGUUCAAGCGACGAAUCCGACAGCAGUGAUCGACAGAUUACUAGGAUCCGCACGCUAGGCUCUAGCACGACAGGUGCAGAGGAGCAAUCAGAGCCUGGCGCGUCACAAGCACUUGCGGAAGGAUCUCGUAGCUCCAGUUACCACCGCGACCUGUUGUUACAUGCUUUACUCGAGGAACGCUGCUACAAUGAGGCACUGGAUGACUUGAAAGCUGCCGGUGUUCAAGUGGAAUCAAAGAACGAUCAUCGUGUACAGACGCUAGCCAAGGAGAAGUACACCAGGCUCUCACGACAAUUGGGUCGAUAUGGCCUCGAGACUGGUGAUCUGGACUCUGAUCAAUUCGGAGCUCUUCGUCAGACUUAUCGGGAUGGUUUAUCUGUAAUCACACGAAAGUCUGUUGAUCUCCAGACACCAAUUGAGGAAAUCUUGGCGCAGUCACAAGGCAGCAAUGUGCCAGUGCCACUACUUCGGCUGAUGGGAGGAGAGCCAUCAGCGACUAUUGACAUGAGUCGACGCUUUAGUGACUUGGCCAUCGCUGGCUCGGACCUGCAUGCGCAGCCGAAGCUUCUUGGAAACGGCAUACUACCUGGUCAUCCACUACUCAACUCAACCCGAUACACGCGAGAUUUCGAAGAGUUCGGAAUACUUGGGAAGGGCGGCUAUGGUACUGUGUUCCGAUGUAAACACAACCUUGAUGGUCGACACUACGCCAUCAAGAAGAUACCUCUCGGACCCACUCGCAUGCGCAAAAUCCAAGAGAAUGGCCAAGCAGAACUCGAUCACAUCUUGGUAGAAGUCCGGACACUAGCCCGCCUGGAGCAUCCGAAUAUUGUUCGAUAUCACAGCGGUUGGAUUGAGUGGGCGCCUCUACUCUCGGCUAAACAAGCUAUCGAGCACAAUGGUCGAAAAUUGCUCGAAGCACCUAGGGAUUCACAAGACAACGACGACGCUUCAGCACAAUUUGACAGACCCGAUAUACCGGCUAUCGAUGUUCAAUUCGGCUAUGACGACGACGACGAUGACCCCUUUGAGAUGUCGACCGGCCAAAGUGCGACUCAGCGCUUUGCAACCCAGGAGGAAGAAGACAUAUUAUUUGAGGAGUCUAGCAGAAGGUCAGGACCUGCGACUUCUGAUACGCAGUCACUACAACCAGGUUCAUACUCCGAAGGCGCACCUCUGCAAAAGAUACCGAGUCGAGGUACAGUCGCAUCCGUUAGCGACGAAAGCGAAGUUGAAGUCAUCACACGCAGAGAAGACCCAUCAAGCAGCUAUGACACCUCAUCCUUCAGCACCAACGCUAACCACCAUCAUGGCAAUGCAUCCGAACCGUCACUCGCCCUUCACAUCCAAAUGUCACUAUACAGUAUGACACUGUCCGACUUCAUGUCGCCCACCACCUACCCCAUCGCAAGCAACGACAUUGCAUCUCUCCGCCACUGUUUCCACGCCCACUCCUCCCUCGAAAUCCUCUCUUCAAUAAUUGAAGGCGUCGAAUACCUCCACUCAGAAGGAAUAGUCCACCGCGAUCUAAAACCCGGAAACAUCUUUCUCGCCGUCCGUGAAGGUUCAAAGCCACCUCCUGGAGCCUUCUCAUUGUCCACCUGCACGUCCUGCCACGCUACAGACAGUACUCGCCCAUUCAACGUAAGCAUUUGCAUCGGCGAUUUUGGUCUCGUUUCCGCAAUCGCACGCCCCGAAGACGAAGUACCAUCCACAGCAGCAAAAGCAGUCGGCACGGAAAUUUACCGCCCCUACACCGUAACUCGCGACAAUCACCCCAGCUUAGACGUCUAUGCUCUCGGCAUCAUCGCAUUCGAACUCCUCCACCCCUUUGGCACUAGAAUGGAAAGACAUGAAAUGUUGCACAAACUCAAGAAAGGGGAGAUUUCUGAUGAGCUUGAUAAAGAGGUUGGAUGCGAGGGGAUGGGAGAGUGGAUUAGAGGGAUGGUGGGGGCUAGUGAGAGUUGCUGUCCUGGGUGGGAGAAAUUGAGGGGGGAGUUGAGGGAUCUGCUGGAGAAGUGUAAGGGCUUGGAGGGGAAGGGUAAGGAGAAGGGUUGAUAAACCCUUUCGGACAAAGCUUUUGCGGCGAUGGAGAUUCAUGGAAAGCUAUGAGUGUUUUUCACAUAGUUGAUACAUGAAGGAACGUACACAAUAAAGGCAUAUGACCAUCAAGAAAUCACAAAUCGGUCAAAGAUGAUACAUGCUUGCAUCAAUGAAUCUUCAUGAGGUUGACAUGUGGGCUACAAAAAGAGUAAAGAAAGAUGAUAUAUUCAAGAAGACAUUAUAUACGUGAUAAUCACCAGCAC